AUGGCGCUGUCCUGCUCGAGCCUGUGCAGCCGUCUGUCUUUGAUUCGGCUCUGUGGUCUCAGGGCCAACAUCAUAACCAAUGGCCUUUAUUCUCCCAGUGUGUCCCCACAGUCCAGGUUGUCCCUGUGUAGAUACUACUCGACGUCUAAAGUUAGGCGAGGUAUCGGUCGAUACGUCUCCUCCAGGCUCCAGUUGGCAAAUGUCAAAUAUGAAAGUUUCCUCAAAAGAAGAUUUCCCCGCUUUUAUAAGCUCUACCACACUUUUAUUCAAGGAUUCAAGUUACUUUUCCAAGACGCUAAAGAUGUGAGCCGGAUAAAAGUAAAGAUGGGCAGUCAAAAUCUGCAGGUCCAGGAUUUACCGUACAGGGAGAUGGAGAAACUCAGACAGUUUCGCAGAGACGUGAUUAAGGCCAUUCCUCUGGUGAUGAUCUCAAUCCCGCCUUUUGCCAACUAUCUGGUUUUUGUCUUGAUGUACUUCUUCCCCCGUCAGCUGCUCAUCCCUCACUUCUGGACUCCCAAGCAGCAGGUGGAGUUUCGGGGCAUUUAUCAUUCCCUCAGGGCACAGCACCACCGGCCAGUGCUCGAAGGGCUCGAGUAUGUCAGCGGCCAUGUCAAAGACGGUCAGCUGCAGAGUCGCCUUAAGGGCCUAUGCGCUAAGGUGCAAAAUGGAGGAAGCCCUCAAGUGUCUGAAAUCCUCGCUGUCCGACGGCUGUUUUCUGGACCUCCUCUGGGCAUGAAGAGGAUGAGAGUGGAUCAAAUGAGACACAUCAGCCCCCUGCUCUUCCUCACGCCUCGCCUCCCGGGCUUCCUGAUUGGCCAGCGGCUGAACAGACACGCCCUGGAACUGCUCCAGCUGGACCGCGCCCUCAGCCGGCUGGGCGCUAACCAGCUGAAUGACUCCGAACUCAGACAUGCUUGCUUCUUUAGAGGGCUGAACUCUGAUAGUCUGAGCACUAACGAAUGCCGCGAGUGGUUAUCUCAGUGGCUUCAGAUGUCCUCCUCUUUGAAAGACUCAGAGUUGUCGCUGCUCCUGCACAGCAUUGUAUUUCUCUCAGCCAACAGCCCGACCGGCUCCGACCGCCACUGACAGGAAGCCUGAGGCAAUCUGCUGUUUUGCGAUUACGCUCUAUUUCGUGCACAACUGCGCGGCACAACUUCCUAUAAGUUGUCAACAUCUCCUUUCUCGCCAAGGAAAAGACAAAAAAAAAAAAACAUUUUACAGCCGUUCUUGGCACGAUUUUCAGGUUUAGGGAAGAAGAAGAAAGAAGAAAAAAAAAGUCUAAAACUUAAAAGCAGGUCUGCAGUAAAGAAAAAGAUCUCAUCGUAGGAGAGAUUCUCCUUUUGCCAAUUAAAUCUGUUGUUAGUUGUGAUAAACCCCACUAAUAUGAAGUGUCUGAUACCACUGAUAACACUCUAAGUUAACAAGAUAUCAUUUACAGAUAUAAAAAAGGUGAACCGUGUCUUAAUUAGGUCGUUAGAACUCCAUACAUUAGGUUAAAACAUUGUAAGAAGAUAAUAUUAAUAAUUAUAAAUCUUGAGUAGUGUAGUUCCCGUACUUGACAGCACGUGAAGUACUUAAACUGUGAUGAACUGGACAAAUAUUUAGUGGUGACGUUAAGGUAAUGUCAUUAAUUGCCCGUCGCUGUAUCUCGAGCUCGUUACCACUUACAGGUGCACGCUUGAUCUUGUUUACUUCAGAGCGAACACACACAUUACGUUUCACAGCUACAGAAACAAGCAGUGAAACAAAGAGGACAUCCUUAAAGUUCAGCAGUAGUUCGUAGUCAGUUCAUUUUUUUUUUUUGCGUGUGGAAUGACGCAAUCGUUCGGACACAUUCCAUUCAAGAAAAAAUACAGAUUUAAAAAACAAGAAAAAAAGUCUUUUUUACGUUUUAACGUUCUCAUCAAACACUGUACUGUAUUUUCUCAUACUUUUACCUCACUUUGUACUCUGCGCUUUUUUUUUUCUUUUCCUGACCAUCAACAUGCAGAAAGUUGUAAGCUAACAUGUGAAGGAGAAAUUUAUUGGGUGGCAGUCUAUAGAAGGAUUUUGUAAAAAUGCUGGUCGUGAUUGAAAACAAUUAUUAGUGAAGGCACCUUUUUUUAGAAAGUAAAAGAAAAAUGAUGGAUCUAAAUAGAUUGAGAGAAGAAGAAAAAAAGAAACCAUUGAUUACUCAAUUGCAAAAGACAUUCAUUGUUAUGUAUGUGGCAAGAAGCUGAACUUCCUUUUAUGGAUGAAUUUAAUCCUCAUAAACCUGUUUGGGGUGCGGCCCAGCAGCUCCGAGCUGUCUGAAGAGAGUUGUGAUGGCACUUUAUGUUUUGUUGUAUUUGUUUACUUGAUGUUUUUCUUGCUUUGGGAGCUUAAAAAAAAGAAAAAUGGAUUUAUCCCCCCCCCCGGUCAGUCCGCACUUAAGCACUAAAUUUCAUUGAAGCUUUUUUGCCUGCUGCAGGGUGACGGCUCAAAGAGGAACUGCACAUCCUACGUGCUGCUUUUUGUGUUGUACAAAAAAGGAAAUGUCAUAUGCUUCCUGUGCCUUUUGCAAGGACAGGCACGUUAUAUUUAAAUAUGAGUUGCAAACUUAUAUUCUGUUUGGUUUUUCUUUUCUUUUUUAAAAUACUUUUUGCUCGCUUACAAGCUU
This is a messenger RNA of Scomber scombrus (Atlantic mackerel), 2638 nucleotides long. It is a transcript of the gene letmd1, whose product is annotated as LETM1 domain containing 1. Gene Ontology annotation, molecular function: ribosome binding. Gene Ontology annotation, biological process: intracellular monoatomic cation homeostasis. The coding region runs from base 1 to 1086 and encodes 361 amino acids. Lineage: Eukaryota; Metazoa; Chordata; Actinopteri; Scombriformes; Scombridae. The record is from RefSeq and is a predicted model, not a curated record. Gene Ontology annotation, cellular component: mitochondrial inner membrane. The transcript has 9 exons.